Euleptes europaea (tarantolino) is the source of this 2663-nucleotide messenger RNA. It is a transcript of the gene AXL, whose product is annotated as AXL receptor tyrosine kinase. Gene Ontology annotation, biological process: nervous system development; positive regulation of phosphatidylinositol 3-kinase/protein kinase B signal transduction; cell migration. Lineage: Eukaryota; Metazoa; Chordata; Lepidosauria; Squamata; Sphaerodactylidae. Bases 21 to 2663 code for a protein of 880 amino acids. The transcript has 20 exons. The record is from RefSeq and is a predicted model, not a curated record. Gene Ontology annotation, molecular function: ATP binding; transmembrane receptor protein tyrosine kinase activity; protein binding. Gene Ontology annotation, cellular component: signaling receptor complex.
AGCUGAGAUUUGGUGGGGAAAUGGGUCAUCUCGCCAACUCUUUUCUCUUCUGCCUACUGGUUUGGUGGAUGGGCGUCCCCACUAACCAAGAAGUUGUCUACUUCUUGGAAGGCCCUUUCAACCUGACAUCCUCCUUAGGCAAGGAUGUGAAGCUGUCCUGUUCCAUCCAUACCGUUGGUGAGCCGCCAGAGGUCAGCUGGAUUCGCGAUGGUGCCAUGCUCGAGCUCGCUGACAGUAAUCAGGUUCAGGUGCCCCUGGAUGAAGAGGUGUGGGUGACCACCAGUGUGCUGAGCAUCCCUUCUGUGCAGCUUUUGGACAUGGGAGAUUACCAGUGUGUGGCAUCUGUGAACGGCUCUGACAUCCUCUCUGACAAAGCUUAUUUGGGACUGGAAGGUCUUCCCUUUUUUGCUGACGAGCCCCAAGACCUGGAGGUGAUGGCCGGGACCCCUUUCAACCUCACCUGCGGAGCUCAGGGUCCACCGGAGCCCGUGCAAGUAAUAUGGUUGCAAGACAGCAUUCCUCUAAACUUCCUGGGUGACCCUCUGUCCUGGGCCCCUUCAGUACUGGCUGUGAGAGGCCUGAACCGCAGCACCUCCUUUUCGUGCGAGGCUUACAACGCUAAGGGAAUGAGCACGUCUCGGACAGCCACGGUUACAGUGGUACCCGGACGGCCACGAGCCUUAACCCUUGUGCACUCCACUGACCGCAGCUUGGAAGUGGCGUGGGAGCCUGGUCCCAGUGGAGCCUAUGCUCUGGAGGUCUGCACCAUCCAGGCUGUGCGCUCGGAUGAAGACCUCAGCACCAUCUCCGAGAGGGCACUCUAUAACCAGAACCUCAACGUGCCCCCCUUCCGCCACUCCCUCAUUGGCCUGAUCCCCUUCACCCGCUACCAUGUGCGUUUGUCCUGUCGAUCCAGAGAGGGCAACUCCCCUUGGACCCACUGGGUUGCUAUGGAAACCCUGGAAGGAGUGCCGACAGCUGCCCCAGAGAACAUCACGGCAUUUCAGAACAGCUCAUGCACCAUCAUACAGUGGGGGGAGCUGCGAGGCGACGUCAACGGCAUCCUGCGUGGGUACAAGCUCAUCUGUCAGAGAGGCGACUCCCCUGAGGUGGUUGUGGACGUGGGACUAACCCAUGAGAGAAUCUUGGAGUGGAACUCAUCCAUGAGGAAUCUGACAAUACGAGUCGCAGCUUACACGGGGGCAGGCGACGGACCCUGGAGUCACGCUGUCAUGGUUUCCCCCUUGGGUUUUGAUGAAUUUUCACCGCGAGCUCAGCAAGUAGAAAAUGCUGCUCCUGCCUUCUCCUGGCACUGGUGGUAUGUGGUGAUCUCUGUAGCAGUGGCCUCCACGGCUGCCAUUUUCAUCAUCAGUUUCUUGACACGGAUGAGGAGGAAAGAAACACGAUAUGGGGAAGCGUUUGAACCCAACAUGGAGCAGGGAGAACUGGUGGUUCACUACCGUGUCCGCAAAUCGUAUAGUCGCCGAACGACUGAAGCCACCUUGAACAGUCUGGGGAUUAGCGAGGAGCUGAAAGAGAAGUUGCGAGAUGUGAUGAUCGAUCGCCACAAGGUGGCGCUGGGGAAAACCCUUGGGGAAGGUGAAUUUGGCUCUGUCAUGGAGGGGCAGCUCAGUCAAGACGGGGCCGUCCUGAAGGUCGCAGUUAAGACCAUGAAGAUCGCCAUCUGCACCCGCAGCGAGAUGGAGGACUUCCUCAGCGAGGCGGUCUGUAUGAAGGACUUCGACCACCCCAACGUCAUGAAGCUGAUUGGAGUCUGCUUACAGAACACAGAAAGCGAAGGAUACCCCUCCCCGGUGGUAAUUUUGCCUUUCAUGAAACAUGGAGACUUGCACAGCUUCCUGUUGUACUCCCGGCUCGGAGAAACCCCACUGUACCUGCCCACGCAGACGCUGGUCAAGUUCAUGACAGACAUCGCUAGUGGGAUGGAGUAUCUCAGUAGCAAGAAUUUCAUCCAUCGUGACCUUGCUGCCCGCAACUGCAUGCUGAACGAGAGCAUGACAGCCUGUGUGGCUGACUUUGGCCUCUCCAAAAAGAUCUACAAUGGGGACUAUUAUCGGCAAGGUCGUAUCUCCAAGAUGCCGGUCAAGUGGAUCGCCAUUGAGAGCCUGGCAGAUCGUGUUUACACCAUCAAGAGUGAUGUGUGGUCGUUUGGCGUCACCAUGUGGGAGAUAGCGACACGAGGCCAAACGCCGUACCCUGGUGUGGAAAACAGUGAGAUUUAUGACUACCUGCGCCAGGGCAACCGCCUCAAACAGCCAAUCGACUGCCUAGAUGGCCUGUAUGAACUUAUGAUGAGCUGUUGGGCCCUCAACCCACGAGACCGUCCCAGCUUCGAAGUCCUGCACUGGGCCCUGGAGAAAAUCCUCAAGUCCCUCCCUCCGUCUAAGGACCCUGAAGAGAUCCUCUAUGUCAACAUGGAUGAUGGGGUGGCUGCUGAGGAAGCAGAGCUGGGGGCCGUUGGGGGCCUGGGCCCCGAGGAGCCCCCUGCCAAGGAGAGCCAGCCUCUCAAGCCUGCUGUGACAGCGGCUGAGGUGCACCAUCCCCAGGCGAUGGGCCGCUACGUGAUGUGCCCCACUCCACACGAGAGCAGCCGGCUGCUAACUGAUACCCCUGGUUGUGCCGCCACAGAGGAAGGGGCUUGA